Molecule: messenger RNA, 1761 nt
Organism: Schistocerca americana (American grasshopper)
Lineage: Eukaryota; Metazoa; Arthropoda; Insecta; Orthoptera; Acrididae
Product: glutamate-gated chloride channel-like
Exons: 11
Coding region: 10-1761 (583 amino acids)
Biological process (GO): signal transduction; chemical synaptic transmission; regulation of membrane potential
Cellular component (GO): synapse; membrane; neuron projection
Molecular function (GO): chloride channel activity; transmembrane signaling receptor activity; extracellular ligand-gated monoatomic ion channel activity
Source: RefSeq, a predicted model, not a curated record
GCAGGGACAAUGGCGGCCUUAACACGGUGGCUGCCAGGACACUUCCACACGCUGGUGCUGAUGGCUGCGGUUCUGCCAGAAGCCUGUUGUGUGUGGGUGAACAGGAGCCUGCAACAAGAGAUGCAGACGCUGGAGUUGUUGCUGCGGCCGGACCGCUACGAUCCACAGGUGCGCCCGCCCGGCAUCACAGGUGCCAACCCCACCAUAGUGAGAGUCAACCUCUUCGUCCGCACGCUUACCAAAUUUGAUGAUCAGAAUAUGGAAUUCGAAACGCAGAUAACGUUCAAGGAACAGUGGACGGACGCGAGGCUAAAAUUCAACGACUUAGGAGGUAAACUGAAGUACCUCACGCUAACUGAUACUAAGAGGAUAUGGAUUCCAGAUGUGUUCUUCGUUAAUGAGAAGAAAGCAUAUCAUCACAACGUCGUCACACCUAAUGUCUAUAUACGGAUAUUUUCUUAUGGUACUGUGCUUUUCAGUACAAGAAUCUCGAUGACGCUGUCCUGCCCAAUGGAUCUCAGGAGGUACCCACAUGACGUCCAAGUGUGCUCCCUAAUGAUGGGAUCCUAUGGUUGGAAGACUGAUGACGUGGUGCUCCUGUGGAAAGACGGCGACCCUGUGCAGAUCAUGAGCAACCUACACCUGUCGCUCUUCACUCUUGAGAAGUUCCUCACGGACUACUGCAACACCGCGACGACCACAGGAGACUACAGCUGCCUGAAGGUGGAGCUGCUGCUGCGGCGGGAGUUCAACUACUACAUGAUCCACGUGUACCUGCCGUCGUGCAUGCUGGUCAUCAUGUCGUGGGCGUCGUUCUGGCUGGACCGCGGCGACACCGCGUCCCGCCUGUCGCUGGUGGUGGCCGCGCUGCUCAUGCUGGCCGUGCAGGUGUCGCGCGUGUACGCCUCGGUGCCGCAGGUCGCCUACACCAUGGCCAUCGACGUCUGGAUAGGCGGCUGCUUCACCUUCGUCUUCACCGCGCUGCUGGAGUCGACGCUGGUGAGCCACGCGAGCCGUUCAGACCUGCUGCGGGAGAUGAAGGAGCGCGGCCAGCUGCCUCGUAUGGCCACGGACACGACGCUGGACGACACCAGCCUAACGUCUCCUAAGCUGGGCCCGUUGUUGGAAAGCGCGACCUUCGCGAGCCACGUGGCCAGCUCAGAGCUGCUUCUGCAGAAGAGGCGGCAGCUGGCUGCGGACUUGCCCUCUGUGCACAGCAACCCAGCGGCCUCCGAGAAUCAGUACAUCGCGAUGGUGGAGACGAGGCGUUCAGACACUGCGCAAGAGAGGACGAAGGAGCAGGUUCACCAACCUUGUGCAGUUGCGGCCCUGACCGUGGAGGACAGCAGCGCCGCGUCCAGCAAGGAGGCAGCAGCGAAUCAACCUGGCGCAUCUGUGAUGAGUAGUGUGGGGCCAACCAAACCAGAGAAGCAGCACGGGCGAGAGGCGGUGUCGAGUAAGGAGUGCGAGAUCCAGGCUGCGCCGCCGGCACACAGGAGCGCUGCAGACCUACAGUCCGAUGUUGGCAGCGAGGAGGCGGCCGAGCCCCGCAGGCCCAACCUGAACCUCCUGUCCUCGGGCAGUGCCGGCAGCCUGCUCCAGGCCAGGGCUGCCAACUGCUGCUGCUGCGUCUUCCUUGCCAAGUUCCCCUCCCGCGCUACGCGCAUAGACAUCAUCUCUCGAAUCACCUUCCCAAUCGCCUUCACCCUGUUCAACUGUUUCUACUGGUACACCUACUUAUUCACUGAGGAGGAACCUUAA